GAAAUGCGCUUGACCAAGACGGACGAAAAUUCAAACAUUAACCGUGAUGGGUAGAUGAAAAUACGCCUACUGAGCCUUCGAAAGGAUGCGCUUACACCACUAAGUAUAGAUCCACUCGCGUCAUCCUACGACAACUAGCCCAUUUUACUAGCGGCCACUGAUGUGCUCAGUGCCUCUAUCACUAUUGAAGAUGUAUUACUUAAAGGUUGGACAACCUGUGAGCAUAGGGGUAGGUAUAUCGUGACAGCAACUUCAAAUGGUAUCCCCAGCUAGAAACGCGGUGAACUGGUGGGCGAUAACCCACACACUCGCCAUCUUAGGUCAACUCGCUUUGUGCGUUGUCGGCGUUAUAUGUUUUGUCUUCACUCAACCGAAUAACUACAAUGGCUAUAUUCCAUCCGACGACGAGUUCUGGGAUGAUGUCGACCACCGCACAACCAUACCAUGGGUGUCCGGAGCAGUAGGCGCCGUUACGACGGUUUACAACGUCGUCUUAUUCUUUGCGCUGUGGAAAAUAUAUGGUCCAGACAGGCAACGCCGUCUUAUGAGAUCAAUUAGUCUAUUCAGGAAUACGGUCUUAAUCGGAUCCGUCAUCCUCUUGCUGGUCCUUGCCGCCGACAUCGCCCUUGCCGUGAAAUCUGCUUUCGCUCGUCGUAAUAGUAUUUGCGCUACAGCUUCCAUUGCCAGCGCCUUCAUCGCCCUAACUAUAUGUGCGGAUUUAUUUCGGCUACGGAACCUUUAUAGAGAUGGGAAGAAGGAUAAUUGCAUCGUGGAACUCGACCAGAUUAGCGAGGAUGGUGUGUCAGGACCUUUUAGAGCACCUCCUCCGUACGAGGCAGUAGCUGGAUCUCGGUACCAAGAUCUCAAUACCAAUAUAAAUAAAUAAAUGUAUAUAUAUUUAGUAACUAUAACAUAGGUCUAUAAAGUAUAGACUAACACGAUUGCUUCGUCUUGUUGUAUCGGGAAAAAAUCAUAAUACAUAACCGCGAGAUCCAUGGGGAGGAGGCGUGAUGGGAAUAGUACUAAACCCAGUCACUUAAACCUAUGAGUAUCAAGCUCCACGAACUUUUCACCUCUACCUUAGGAAUAAAUCUAUUGCCAUUAAGGCACGAUGCAGUCAACUAAUGAUGUAUAUCACAGUCCCUUGAUGUCAAAUACAGUACAUAUGAUUUGUUAGUUAAAACGAAGCCACGCCUACGUCAUAGCAGACAUAUCUAUGUGUAGGAGCAGCCACACCUAAAUGAC
Molecule: messenger RNA, 1245 nt
Organism: Annulohypoxylon truncatum
Lineage: Eukaryota; Fungi; Ascomycota; Sordariomycetes; Xylariales; Hypoxylaceae
Exons: 3
Coding region: 257-886 (209 amino acids)
Source: RefSeq, a predicted model, not a curated record